Messenger RNA from Phoenix dactylifera (date palm), 1523 nucleotides. RefSeq lists its product as uncharacterized. The record is from RefSeq and is a predicted model, not a curated record. NCBI's taxonomy places the organism in Eukaryota, Viridiplantae, Streptophyta, Magnoliopsida, Arecales, Arecaceae.
AAAUUUCCUUUCUAUUUUUCUCUGCCGUGGCGUUGGAGCUUCUCCGUCUCCGCCUCCGCCUCCGCCUCCGCCUCCGGCCGGUCCGAACCGCCCCCUUCUCCUCCUUCCAUGACCGCAAGACCCGGCCUGGUCCAUGCGGAACCCGUGGAAGAGGGCGCGGGCUGGCGGCCUCUCCCGGCUCGUCUCCGACCUCGCCAGGCCGGACCACGGCGCGUCGCUCGUCGUCCAGGCCGGCUUCCCCACCUCCCUCGCCGACCUCGUCGUCAAGAACCGCGAUCGCCUCAAGAAGCCCUCCCGCAAGAAGACCCCCUCCUCCUCGUCCACUAGGGUGCCUCCCGUCGCCGCCGGCGAAGAUGCCGGCCGUCCGGCGGUUCGCUGCUCCAGCGGUGGCGCCGGUGGAAUCUUGGAGGAGUCCCUACCAUACCCGGUUCCCAGUUCCAUCGAGAUCAAGACAAAUGCGAGCGGGUCCGGAUUUGGGCUUCUGGUGGUGAAUUUGUUGGUUUUAAUGGUUCUGGCGAUCGAAAGGAGGAAGCUUGUUGCUGGGAUCACGGUCUCGGCGUUUGCUCUAUUUUUGCUCGAUUUUAUGGGGUUGCAGGUGUUUGCGUUCUUGAAGCGGUGCUCGAAUGCGAGGAGGAGCUUGUAUUCGGCGAUCGGAGGAUUGGAUUUGGAGGGGACGGAGCGGGUUUGUCCUAUAAGGGAAGUUGGGGUCGAGGGCCAGGUGGAUUUGAUGCCAUCCAACAGGAAUUGGGAGGAAUCCUCCAUCGAUUCGGAUCAGGGGAGGGAGAUUUUGUCGGAAAGGAGGGAUCUUGCCGCGGGCCGAAAUGUUGGUUCUUCUGGUAAUUCAAAAGGAAAGAAGUUUUGGAGGAAGUUUGUCCCGAAGAAGUCUCUUGUGAGUAGAAAAGGUAAAGAUGAAAAGGAGCUGGUCUCGAAUUCUAGUUCCCAUUCGAGCAGAAGAGGAGAAUUUGAUAGCAUUACAGAAGAAGAUGCGGAUGAAGUGGUCAAUGGAAAAGGACACAAGAAAGAUAGCAAUGAAGAAGUUCUGAGCUUCAUUGCCUCCACUGAGGUCACAGAUUUUGAUAAAGAGGAGAUUGGGGACGCGAGUCGAGAAAUUGUUCUUAAGACUAGAUCAGGAGUCCCUCAGCAGUUUGUUUUCUUUGUCAUAGUUCUUUUUGGGCUUGCCGGAGGGAAGACCACAGCAGUCAUUCUAAGUGUGUCUUGGUGUCUGUUUAUCAAAUUAACUGAAACCGUGCGUAAGAAAUGAAACAUGCACGGAGCCGAUGUUCAGUUCUUUGAUAGGUUGUGCAUCAGUGAAAGGCUUUUUUUCUUCGUCUCUGAGGUAGGGGGAAGGCUGUUGUAUGUAUCAUCCAUUGUCACAAUUGAAAGCUCAGCUCAACCUUGCGAUGGCGAUAAGAGUAAUGAAGUUUAUAUAAGGUAUCAUACACAAAAGGCAAAAGGAAAAUUGCAAUUUUUUAUUUAUUCCUCUUGUAGCUUGAUCUCUUUUAGUUCUUCAUUGGUUUUGCUGA